Messenger RNA from Entamoeba invadens IP1, 1086 nucleotides. Its product is annotated as serine/threonine protein kinase HT1, putative. The transcript has a single exon. Lineage: Eukaryota; Evosea; Mastigamoebida; Endamoebidae. The coding region runs from base 1 to 1086 and encodes 361 amino acids. Gene Ontology annotation, biological process: protein phosphorylation. The record is from RefSeq and is a predicted model, not a curated record. Gene Ontology annotation, molecular function: ATP binding; protein kinase activity.
AUGAUAUGUGUUGGUAAUGAACUCAAAAAUGUCAUCAAAGUCCAGUUCACAAUAUUAACAAACAUUGACAAAUUUAUUUUUAAAGCCGAACCAGAAGUCGUUUUAAUAAAAAGGGGGUAUGCUUGCGAAUUUUCACUUUGUUUAACACCACUUUGCACCUGUAAAAUCAACACAACAAUCCAAAUUAUCUCAAAAAAUCUGAAAACCGAAGAAGAAAAUUAUAACACAAUAACAAUCAACGCUGUAACUUCUCAAUCGACACGACUUGACUAUGAUGAGUUAAUUGAAGAAAAUAAACUUGGUGAGGGGUCUUUUGGUAUUGUGUACAAAGGAAUGUACAGAGAAAAUGUUGUUGCAAUAAAGAAAAUGAAACAAAUAAACAAUUCAGAUGAAAAAAAAUCAAUUGAUGAAUUUGAGAAGGAAGUUGCCAUGUUAGACAAGUUCAGGUGUGAUUAUAUAGUUCAUUUCUAUGGUGCUGUAUUUAUACCAAACAAGAUGUGUAUGGUCACUGAAUUUGCACAAUUUGGGAGUUUACAAGACUUAAUUAAACAUAAAAGAAGUGAUGAAAUUGAGACCAAGUUGCGAGUUAAAAUGUUACUUGAUGCUUCUAAAGGUAUUUCAUAUUUGCACGAAAAUGGGAUAUUACACAGAGACAUCAAACCAGACAACAUUCUUGUGUUAUCACUUGAUGUGAAUGAAAAGGUGAAUGCAAAAUUGACUGACUUUGGAAGUGCAAGAAACGUCAAUUUACUGAUGACAAACAUGACUUUCACAAAAGGUGUUGGUACCCCAGUUUAUAUGGCACCUGAAAUUCUAAAACAAGAGAAAUACACUAAAAGCGCAGACAUUUUUUCGUUUGGAGUGACUAUGUUUGAGGUGGUUGGGUGGAGUGAGGCAUAUCAAAAAGAUCGCUUUAAAUACCCAUGGAAAAUAGCAGAGUUUGUGAUGUCAGGUAAACGACUUGAAAGAAAAGAAAAAAUGCCAAUACCUUUGUAUGAUGUUAUACAAACGUGUUGGGUACAGUACCCCAAAGAAAGAAUUUCAAUUGAAAAAGUUAUUGAAAACCUGGAAGAAUUGAAUCAUUGA